Messenger RNA from Drosophila subpulchrella, 1811 nucleotides. Its product is annotated as kelch-like protein 10. The transcript is spliced from 2 exons. NCBI's taxonomy places the organism in Eukaryota, Metazoa, Arthropoda, Insecta, Diptera, Drosophilidae. Bases 3 to 1454 code for a protein of 483 amino acids. The record is from RefSeq and is a predicted model, not a curated record. Gene Ontology annotation, molecular function: protein binding.
UUAUGGAGGAGGUGAAAGAGCACCCGUACGUCAUGCAAUGUGAUGCCGCCAAGCCGCUGAUAGUCGACACCUUUAAAUUCAUGUACGACUUGGACUUUUUAAGUCCGCAGGCAGACGAGCUAACCACUCCACCGCUCGCCAUGCCGCGGCUGCCACACGAGGUAAUUUUUGCAAUUGGUGGCUGGAGCGGUGGAACCUCGAAAGGUUGUAUGGAGACUUACGACACACGGGCUGAUCGCUGGGUUAACAUCAACGCUGAGGAUCCUGCCGGUCCACGCGCCUACCACGGCACCGCAGUGCUUGGCUUCAAAAUAUUCUCGAUUGGCGGAUACGAUGGCGUUGAGUACUUCAACACCUGCCGCGUAUUUGAUGCCGUUAAAAAAAAGUGGAACGAAAUUGCUCCAAUGCACUGUCGUCGCUGCUACGUAAGUGUAAGCGAGCUGAACGGGAUGAUAUAUGCUAUAGGUGGCUACGACGGCCAUAACCGUCUGAACACUGUGGAGCGGUAUAACCCAAAGACUAAUCAGUGGUCUAUUAUUCCACCUAUGAACAUGCAGCGUUCUGAUGCAAGCGCGUGCACCCUGAAUGGUCGCAUUUACGCCACGGGCGGAUUUAACGGCCAGGAAUGCUUAGACAGCGCCGAGUUUUACGACCCAAUAAACAACGCGUGGACCCGAAUAGCUAACAUGAAUCAUCGUCGAUCCGGGGUGAGCUGCGUGGCCUUUAGGAGCCAGCUUUACGUCAUCGGUGGCUUCAACGGUACAGCGCGCCUAUCUACCGGAGAACGCUUCGAUCCGGAGACGCAAAGUUGGCACUUCAUCCGCGAAAUGAAUCACUCGCGUAGCAACUUUGGACUAGAGAUUAUUGAUGAUAUGAUCUUUGCAAUUGGCGGCUUCAACGGCGUCUCGACCAUCUCUCAUACCGAGUGCUACGUUGCAGAAUCAGACGAGUGGAUGGAGGCCACUGAUAUGAACAUUGUCCGUUCCGCCCUGUCUGCCAAUAACGUAGUAGGCCUUCCAAACAAGCGAGACUAUAUUCAUAAGGAACGGGACCGCCUAAUGGAGGAGAGACGUCAGCGUCUUAUGGCCACCGCCAUGGCUCGGGAGAACAUCGGCCACGUCAAUCCCUCGCAAUCGUUAGUAGAGAACAAUGAAGGUGGCAUGGAUGGCUACGAUGAUGAUGAGACUGAGCACCAGCGACUAGUACAGCAGCAGAUCAUACCACUCCCCCUAGGCCUCCAAAUGCCGGCUGUAGCUGCUGGCCCAGCUAUUUUUAAUGGUCUUAUUCCAAGACUAGGUCUUGAUCUCCAGGCGCCAGGUCAACCUUUACCGGUCUCCAACGUCCAAUUCAACCGUGUAAUUGAGGAUCGUGACCUAGACAACAGACGCCGAUUUCGUAUGCAGCUGCGUAACCAACGCCAUGGAUCGCAUCAUGAAAUUCGCCGUCCCUCCUAGGCGACAGCUAUUAGAGCUUUUACCCUGAAUUAUGUACCUAAGCACACCAGCGAUAACACGAUUUCUGAGGGACAGAUCACCACAUAAGAUUAAACGUUAGCGUGAGGCAUGGUAUUUUCGACCUACAAGUACUGCAGCGAAGCCCACGUCCGUCGAAACCGCUUUUCAAAAAACUUUUCCACGGCCAUUAGCACAAACAGAAACAAACACAAGUGUGGUUACCAAGUCGUCGCCUUUUUUCAUUAAUUUAACGGAAUUAUAAAAUUGGACGUUCCAAGUUCAAAGUAAAUCGAGCCAUUAUAUUUAAUCAAAAUUAUAGUCUAUCUAAAUUUUUUAAAAUAAAGAUUUAAAUUGAGA